Etheostoma spectabile (orangethroat darter) is the source of this 2903-nucleotide messenger RNA. It is a transcript of the gene tirap, whose product is annotated as toll-interleukin 1 receptor (TIR) domain containing adaptor protein. Gene Ontology annotation, biological process: positive regulation of chemokine (C-X-C motif) ligand 2 production; positive regulation of tumor necrosis factor production; positive regulation of canonical NF-kappaB signal transduction. NCBI's taxonomy places the organism in Eukaryota, Metazoa, Chordata, Actinopteri, Perciformes, Percidae. Bases 313 to 1137 code for a protein of 274 amino acids. Gene Ontology annotation, molecular function: Toll-like receptor 4 binding; Toll-like receptor 2 binding. The transcript has 3 exons. The record is from RefSeq and is a predicted model, not a curated record. Gene Ontology annotation, cellular component: cytoplasm; plasma membrane.
AUAAGCAUGGUUCUAACAAAGGGUUAACCACCUGCUCGGUGAAGUAUAACAUGACAUUUUGCAUUUGAAACUUGACUGAACAUGAGGCAUCUCUUUCAGCAGUUACCAACUUCCGUUUUUUUUUUUCUGGGGAUGUCAUUUACAGUCAUUAAAGUUUUUGCUUAGUCUUUGUUACAUUCUGUUGCUACAGUUAUUUGUUCAGCUACCAGGUACUGUGUGUAUGGGGCAGAAAAGAUCCGUUUUAACAGAUUUAACAGAACGUUUUUUUUCCGGAAGGAUUUUGACGAGGCGUUGGACAAACAUGAUGAUGACAUGCUUGGCUGGAUCCAGAAACUCUUGAAAUCAAGAGCAUCUGUAUCAGCGCAACGUGAACAAGAAGAAAAAGUGACAAAAAAGUCAGUGUCUUUUGUCGGCAGCAUAACAACUUCAUCAGCAUGGUCAUGCUCUUCUUUGUCAUCUUCAUCAUCAUCAUCACUGGGGACAUCCCCUUCAAAACCACAACAGCCACAGUCAGCUCUGAGCUCGCUGCUCAGAUGGAGCCGAAAGUAUGACGUGUUUGUGUGCCACAGCUCUGUGGACAGGGACAUUGAGGAGGCUGUACGCUUAGUGUCUUUCCUGGAGGCUUCGCCUUGUAAUCUAAGGUGCUUUCUAUGGCAUAGAGACACCUGUCCUGGAGGUGCAAUGUCCACAGAGUUAUGCCAGGCUGUGCAAAACAGCCACUUAAGGGCUCUGCUUAUCACGCCUCACUUCCUGCAGGAGGAUUGGUGCAAGUAUAUGAUGCACCAAGCUCUGGCAGAGGGACCUAUGUCCAAUCGCAUUAUUCCCCUGGUUCAGAACCUGUCCCACUCUCAGUAUCCUCAGGAACUGAGGUUCUACUUCUAUAUUAACCUGAGCAGAAACCCCGACCGAGGUUAUGCUCUCGUCAACAACACUGUUCUCAAGUACCUGAAAGACCUGGUUAAAAAUGAGAAGACAUUUGAUUGCAGCAUGGACAGUAACGGACUAUUUGGAGAAGGCAGCCCAAAAAAAGACAAGCUGAUGACAAAGUGUUUACCCGCCGAGGCUUCAAUACCUCUGGAAGAAAUAGCAAAGACAGAUGAAAGCGUCAGUGUCUUUUCCUGUAAUCAUCAACAGUGAUCAAAGAUGGAGAUAGAGGGCAGUGGCUCUGAAUUGAAAACUGCUUCUAUUGAACAGACUCUCUCAACUUAAGUGACCCUUUUAUCACAUCAUGUAGGGACUGGGAUCUAAACUGGCUCCAAGCGUGUGUGAUGAACAGGAAACAGUUUAUUUCAAGCAGCAGUGUUGCAUAUUUCCUGUAUCAGAUCUAGAGAAGUAGCCUACAGUGUGUUCUGGCCUAAGUAAACAAUGAGCACAUAUCAUAAAAAUGUGUGGUUAUAGUCUGAGCUUGUUACACAUAGUCCACUUCAAUUGCAGCCCAUAGUUAACGUUUACAAUAUAGGGCACUCAAAUGCCGUAAGUGAUCGUGAUGAACGUGAUUCUCCUUUAAACAGAGUAAAACUGAGAGAUUACUUUAUUGUGGAUGAAUGAUGAUAACAGUGUUAUACAUAGUGUUUACCACUUGGUGGUGCAUUUUCCUCUUUUAUCCAAUCAGGAGUGCUUGUGAGGAGAUCCAUGUUACAGAUGUUUGAGCUCUCUUGUAUAAUGUUCAGCUUUUACCAUCGACAGCAAUGAUAACACUCGACGUGUCUUACACAUGUAUGUAUGUGAAAUAGAGAGCAAGAGUAAACAGACCCACCCAUGACAAAUUGACAGUGGCAUAACUUUUUCGGUGAACUGGGACUUAAGUAAUAACAGAGGAAGUGUGAUUCAUUGUGAGAAAAGUCACAGCUUAAUGUUUUACUUAUACUGUCUAUGAACUCUCUCUUAAACACAUAGCAAGAGCUCACAAGGAUGGCACUGCUCUGCUGGUAUUCCUAUUUCAGUCACAAUAUAUUUCUGAAUGUUUUUAGCUCAGCUUUUGGAACACAGUCUCAACAUGUUGAAGAAUUGUUUUUUUAGUGGGCUAUAUAUAUUCGAUUAACAAUGGAAGGUGCUGCCAAGGACAUUUCAAUCAGGAGAGACUUUGUUGCAGAUAUGGAAAGAUGUAUUGUUCAUAUGCAUAAUAUGAAAUGUACAGUCUUUGGAGUUUAGACUCCAUCGUAUUUUUUAAAGGGGUAGAAAGCCAAAACAUAAUCCCGCGAUGGAGUCUAGACACUAAUGGUGGUGUGAGGAGCCCGAAGACCAAACCGAGGAGCCGAUGGCAGUGGCCUGCCGGAGGAAGACCCAGGAGCUGUGCAUGGUGAAGAUCAAAGAUCGGAGGAACAAGGGGAGGAGGAGGGUUGUGCUCCUUGCUUGAAAUGACAACUGAGCAGCAGAGAGAGACAGGUUUAAAAAAGGGAUGUCAUGUUGUGAUUGGCUUGUGAAAUUCAUAGCCAGCUCUGAUUGGUUACGCUUCUAAAAGCUGUUCAGUUUAGAAGAGAGAGAUAAGUGAUUAAGUUUAGAAGUCUUCCUGAAAGAAUUUACACUGUGCUUCAUUUAGGGCUAAUCAUACCUAACAGAAAACUAAAAGUUGUUGUUCGGGUGGAGUCCCAAACAAGAACUUUAGUUACACAAAGUGUCUUGUACUUGUAUGUGUGUGAAAUAGAGAGCGAGAAUAAAUGGACCCACCCAUGACAAACGAUCUAGUAACUAGACCCACCAUUGUCUAACUGACAGUGACAGUUUCUAGCUAGUAAAUAGACCCACCAUUAAGUAACUGACAGUGACAGUUUCUAUCUAAUAUAUAGACCCACCCAUGACAAACUGACAGUGAAGGUUUCUAUUGUUGUGUGUUGUUCAUGGGCUGGUAGUGGUAGAGUGGCCUGCCAUACAGAAGGUUGGUGGUUUGCCCUUCAGUCCCAUGU